Molecule: messenger RNA, 7021 nt
Organism: Paramormyrops kingsleyae
Lineage: Eukaryota; Metazoa; Chordata; Actinopteri; Osteoglossiformes; Mormyridae
Gene: tncb
Product: tenascin Cb
Biological process (GO): regulation of cell adhesion; neuron projection development
Molecular function (GO): protein binding
Source: RefSeq, a predicted model, not a curated record
GAGUUCUGACCACAGGCUUUCAACUGUUUAAGAGAAGGGGAGCAAUCCCUCCCGCUCCCUCUUUGAGUGGUGCUCUCGAUCCCUCACUCUCUCUCUCUCUCUCUCUCUCUCGCCCGCUCACUCGCACUCUGGCUCUGCCUCCCGUUCUCCAGACCCAGCAUCAGUGUGCCCUGCUAGGUGGAUGGACUAGGCAGCCUACAGAGCAGGCGGACAGGACCGGUCAGAGGAUCUGUCAUCAUCCCCGAGGAAGAGCGACGGAGACAGACUCCCUGGAGAGACCAAUCUGAGCCACCCCAUCACGCCAGUGCACUGGGGGAUUGUUCAGCAGAAAGAGCGCUAGCAGUUUGUGAAGAGGAGCAGGGCCGUCCCAUCCCUCACACUUCCAAGUUCUUCCCAGCCGGACCUUCAGUCGCACGGGGACCAGCAUGAGGAAGGAGCCUUUUCUCCUGGGCUGCCUGGGGGUGGCGGCACUGCUCCAGCUCGCAGCCGCCGGCUUGGUCAGGAAGGUCAUCCGGCACCGGCGCGAGACCCUGUCCCCCCGGGCGACGGAAAACGUCUCGUUACCACACCCAGAUGAGCCGGUUGUCUUCAACCACGUCUACAACAUCAACGUGCCCUCGGGCUCUCUGUGCUCCGUGGACCUGGACUCCCCCAGCGGGACGGAGCUGAAGCCCAAGGCCGCCCCGCCAGAGCUGCCCGCCACCGAGCACACGCUGGACGGCGACAACCAGAUCGUCUUCACACACCGCAUCAACAUCCCACGGCAGGCCUGCGCCUGCGACAGCCACCUGCCCAGCCUGAAGGAGCUGCUGAAUCGCAUCGAGGCGCUGGAGGGGGAGGUGUCGAGCCUGAGGGAGCAGUGCGGCAGUGGGGUCGGCUGCUGCGGAGUGCACGCUACCGGUGAAGUGGGCAUCAAACCCUACUGCAGUGGCCAUGGCAACUACAGCACAGAGACGUGCGGGUGUGUGUGUGAGCCUGGCUGGAGGGGCGCCAACUGCUCAGAGGCCGAGUGUCCCAACGACUGCCAGGACCAGGGCCGUUGCAUCGACGGUAAGUGUUACUGCUUCGUGGGCUUCAAAGGUGAAGACUGCAGCAUUGAGGAGUGCCCCGUGGACUGCGGGGACAACGGCCAGUGUGUGGAUGGCGCCUGCUUGUGCAUCGAAGGCUUCUCUGGCGAGGAUUGCUCGCAGACCAACUGCAUAAACAACUGCCUGGGUCGCGGCCGCUGCGUGGAGGACGAGUGCGUCUGCGACGAGCCCUGGACGGGCUUUGACUGCUCUGAGCUCAUCUGCCCCAACGACUGCUAUGACCGCGGCCGCUGCGACAACGGCACCUGCUACUGCGAUGACGGCUUCACUGGCGAAGACUGCGGCGAGCUCACCUGCCCGGGGAACUGCAACGAACGCGGCGCCUGCGUUGAUGGCAAGUGCGUGUGCACCACGGGCUACACUGGCGAGGACUGCUCCAAGAUGACCUGCCUGAACGACUGCAACGAGCGCGGCCACUGCUUCAACGGCAUGUGCGUGUGCGAUCCCGGUUACCAGGGAGACGACUGCAGCGAAAUCGCCUGCCCGGACAAUUGCAACAACAGGGGGCGCUGUGUGGAUGGCAAGUGCGUCUGUGAUACCGGCUUCCAGGGUGAUGACUGCGCUGAGCUCUCCUGCCCCAACGACUGCCUGGGGCGCGGGCGCUGCGUUGAUGGACAGUGCGUGUGCGACGAGGGCUUCACCGGUGAUGACUGCGGCACCCGCACCUGCCCUGGUGACUGCUACGGCCGUGGAGACUGCGUGGACGGCACCUGCGUCUGCUAUGUCGGCUACACUGGGACGGACUGCGCUGAGCUCUCCUGUCCCAAUGACUGUCUGGGGCGCGGGCGCUGUGUCGACGGCCAGUGCGAGUGCGAUGAGGGCUUCACUGGCGAGGACUGCAGUGAGAGGACAUGCCCAGGCAACUGCCUGGACCGCGGCCGCUGCGAGGAUGGCCGCUGCAUCUGCAUGCAGGGCUAUGCCGGCGACGACUGCUCCGUGCUCACCUGCCCGGGGAACUGCAAUGACAAGGGGCGCUGCGUCGGCGGCCAGUGCAUCUGUGAUGAGGGCUUUACUGGUGAUGACUGUGGUGAGCUGGCCUGUCCCAACAACUGCCUCGACAGGGGGCGCUGUGAGAACGGGCAGUGUGUUUGCCAGGAGGGCUACAUCGGCGAAGACUGCUCCCAAGUCUCUCCAGCCAAGGACCUCACCAUAACCGAGGUGACCACCGAGACGGUGAACCUCACCUGGAUCAACGAGAUGGUGGUGACUGAGUACCUCAUCACCUACGUGCCCACGGCGCCGGGGGGGCUGCAGCUGGACAUGCGUGUGACAGGAGACCAGCAGGCCACCACCAUCAGGGAGCUGGAGCCCGGCGUGGAGUACCUGAUCAGCGUCUACGCCAUCCUCAGCAACCAGAGGAGCGUGCCCGUCAGUGCCAGGGUGGCCACACAUCUUCCCGAGCCUGAAGGUCUGAAGUUCAAGUCCAUAAGGGAGACGUCUGUGGAAGUCCAGUGGGAUCCCCUGGACAUCGCUUUUGAUGGCUGGAAUCUCAUUUUCAGGAACACGAAGGAGGAAGGCGAGGAGAUUCUGAACACGCUUGGGCGGCCGGACACCAGCUUUGAGCAGUCUGGCCUGGCCCCCGGGCAGGAGUACGAGGUCAGACUGCACGUGGUGAAGAACAAGACUCAGGGGCCUGCAGCCAGCAAGAAUGUCUUCACAAAGAUCGACAGCCCCAGCCAGGUUGAGGUACGUGACGUCACGGAUUCCACGGCCCUGAUCACCUGGUUCCGCCCACUGGCCCAGGUGGACGGCAUCACUGUGUCCUAUGGACCCAGCACGGACCUCGAAGACAGACAGACUGUGGAGCUCCCAGCCACGGACAGCCAGUACCACAUGGACAACCUGCAACCCGACACCACAUACAAAGUGUCCCUGACAUCCAGGAAGGGGCAGGCCACCAGUGACCCCACAUACGGCACCUUCCUCACAGACCUGGACGCCCCCCAGGAGUUGCAGACAGUGACCCAGACGGACGAGAGCAUCACCCUGGAGUGGAGGAACAGCAGGGCCAGCGUGACAGGCUACCGUGUCAAGUAUGGGCCCAUCUCCGGGGGGGCGCACGGCGAGGUCAUGUCCCACAGCGGACAGCAGGACAAAACCCAGACCACCAUCACAGGUCUCAGGCCUGGGACGGAGUACGGCAUGGGGGUGACGGCGGUAAAAGACGAGCGUGAGAGCCUGCCUGCCACCACCAAUGCAGCCACUGACAUCGACGCCCCCAAGGACCUGGAAGCCAGCGAGGCGACGGAGAACACGCUCACGCUCAUCUGGAGAAGACCCAUUGCCAAGUUCAGCCUCUACCGGCUGGUCUAUAUGUCAGCGGAUGGCAGGAGGGCGGAGACUGAGCUCCCCGCUGGCAUCGUCACGGAGACCCUGAGGGACCUGAGCCCGGGGAUGCUGUAUACCGUCACGCUAACAGCAGAGAGGGGCGGGAGGAAGAGCCGCCCCGCAACCCUGUCCGCCUCCACAGAGGAGGAGAAGCCGCAGGUGGGCGAUCUCACCAUCUCAGACGUGUCCUGGGACAGCUUCAAUGUGUCCUGGCGGUCGGAGGAGAGGGCCUUGGAAGGCUUCCUGGUGGAAGUGUUGGAUUCGGAGGAGGGGGCCACCAAUGAAGGCCGGAACCACAGCCUGCCUGCUGAGGCCCGGAGCAUAGGCAUCACCCAGCUGGUCCCCAGCACCCUGUACACCAUCAGCCUGUACGGGAAGUACCGAGGUUCCCUCUUAGAUCCUGUCACCACGGUGGCUCUUACAGAGGCUGAGCCAGAGGUCGAUCACCUUUUUGUGAAAGACAUCACUCCGGACAGCUUCCACGUGUUCUGGACCACCAACAAGAACAUCUUCGACAGAUUUAUCAUUAGGAUUCGGGAUUCUGAAGGAGUCCAGGAGAUGCAGGAGUUGACCGCUUCGGGCAGUGAAAGUAGCAAAGUGCUGAGCGGCCUUGCUGAAGGGACAGAGUACAGAAUCGAGAUCUACGGGGAGAUUCUGGGAUGGCGUUCCCAGCCUGUCACCAGUGAAGCUCAAACAGGUCUCGGCACCCCUAAGGGCAUCCGCUUCUCGGACGUCACCGACACCUCAGCCACCGUACACUGGACUGCGCCUCGCACCCGUGUGGACAGAUUCCAGGUCACCUACGUCCCGGCCCAGGGAGGAAGUCGAAAGGCGGUGACAGUUGAUGGCACAGAGUCCCAUACUGUCCUGGCCAGUCUGACGCCCGGUGUGACCUACCAGGUGACAGUUAUCACUGUGAAGGGUCAGGAGGAGAGCCAGCCAGGGACCGACUUCGUCACCACAGCUCUGGACAAGCCCAGCGGACUCACCGCCACCAACGUCACCGACACCGAGGCCCUGCUGCUGUGGCAGCCAGCGGUCGCCAACGUUGACGGCUACGUCAUCACCUACAGCGCUGACACAGUUUCUCCAGUGAUGGAUCGUGUGUCCGGGAAUGUGGUGGAGUAUGAGAUGACCUCUCUAAACCCUGCCACACACUACACUGUCAAGGUGUAUGCCUACAGAGAUGCUCACAAGAGUGCUGCCACGACCACAGAAUUCACCACGGAUGUGGAUGCUCCCCAGGACCUGGAAGCAAACAACAUCCAGACAGAGAGUGCCGUGCUGAGCUGGAGAGCCCCCCGCGCUGACAUCACCGGCUACAUCCUGAGCUUCGAGUCUGCUGACGGCAUCAUCAGGGAGGUGGUGCUGAGUCCCACGGCGACCUCCUACAUCAUGACGUCACUCAGCGCCUCCACUGAGUACAAGGUGCGGCUGCAGGCCCUGGCCGGACCCAAGCGGAGUCGCCAUGUUACCACCACCUUCACCACCACUGGUAUACUGUACAGGCAUCCUAGGGACUGUUCCCAAGCCCUCCUGAAUGGAGACACCACCUCUGGCUUGUACACCAUCUAUCUGGGUGGGAAGGAGGAACAAGCAUUGCGCGUUGUCUGCGACAUGACAACUGACGGAGGCGGCUGGAUUGUGUUUGUCAGGCGCCAGAGUGGAAACCUAGAAUUCUUCCGGAACUGGAAGAACUACACCAUAGGCUUCGGAGACAUGAAUGAUGAAUUCUGGCUUGGUCUAGAGAAUCUGCACAAGAUCACAUCUGCCAGCCAGUACGAGCUGCGCGUGGACCUCCGCGACAAGGGAGAGAACGCCUACGCCCAGUACGACCGCUUCAGCGUCUCCGAUCUCCGCAGCCGUUACAAGCUACACGUGGGCGGCUACAGUGGCACUGCUGGUGACUCAAUGACCUACCACCAGGGUCGCCCCUUCUCCACCUACGACUUUGACAAUGACAUUGCCGUGACCAACUGCGCCCUGUCAUACAAGGGCGCCUUCUGGUACAAGAACUGCCACCGCGUCAACAUCAUGGGACGGUACGGGGACGACAGUCACAGCAAGGGUGUCAACUGGUUCCACUGGAAAGGCCACGAGCACUCGAUCGAGUUCGCUGAAAUGAAGAUCAGGCCAUCCAACUUUAGGAACUUAGAGGGAAGGAGGAAAAGAUCGUAAAAGGCCGCUGACGCCCUGAUGCUCCGUCUCCUCCUCCAUAGCCCGUCUGCUCACCUCUGCCUAUGCUCAGUCUACACUCCUCCCCACCCAGGGUUACCAAAGCCACUGCAAAAAGCCCCGCCCACCUCCACUGUCAUCCCUCCAAUCAGGCGACUGCCUGAAAAUGCCGAUUCAAGCAGCAUAUCUCGUUCCCACUUGAGUAGGCUGGGUUCCCUCAGAGAGACACAUUAUGAGAAAAUACAACUUUGCUAAUAUCACAUGAUGCACCGUGAACCCUCAUCCUAUCCCAAAAACAUUUAUAAAUCAAUUGUGAGGUAUAACAGACACUUCUGAUUUGACCAGAAGUGGGCAAUUCAGGUCCGGAAAGUAAAAGUUCAAACCAAAAUUUUAUUUCAACCAACCCGCUGAGUAUAAAGAGUUACAGUCACAGAGUACUCAACUACUUGGUUGAAAUGAAAUCUUGGUCUGGACUCUUUGGACCUGGACUAACCACCUCUGGAUUUGACGGCAUGUCAUUUUUAAUAUUCCUGCUAACUCGAUUGGCUGAAUGCGUCGAACUUGGUUUAGCCUCAGUGCUGAAGUCCAGAAUUAAUCAAUCCAAAUUGUGCGACAAGACCUUUGACAAAACCCAAUUGACUAAUCAUGACACAGAAGUCACAGCUGCCACACAGCUCUCUUGUUUCAUGUGAGUCUUGUCCUGUCAGAGUAUUUUCAUUCAUAAAUGCACGUGGAAAAAACCCACAACAAAAGAUUUUUUCCAAAUGAAUUGAGAGUGGGGUGUAAAUGCUUCAGGGUUGGUGUUUUUUAAAUUUAUGAAAAAAGAGAAAAAAACAGUUUGGUGUUUUCUGUAAUCCAGUGGUGCUUGUUGUGAUGUUGUCGAAGAAUUAGCCCCAUCCUGGCUGUGCCAGUCAUCACGUAAUGCCAGUCAUCACGUCAUGCCAGUCAUCCCAUCAUGUCAGUCAUCUCAUCAUGCCAGUCAUCUCGUCAUGCCAGUCAUCUCGUCAUGUCAGUCGUCUAUUUUGUUCUCCCUCUUAACUUACUAAAAAAAAGAAAAAGAAAACUGGACUGAAGCCAAAGCGUGUUCCAGUUUGUUUCUUCAUCACACAUUGUUAACCCUCCGGGAGGGCGGUACUGAGUUCUCAUCUGCAUCCGUCUGUGCGACCUCAGCCCUACCUCCCACCUCCAUGGAAAUGUAAGACAAAAGAUGGCGUGCAGCCCCUAGGCGCUGCUGUGAGAGCGGCGCGUCAGGAGGCUGUCGGGCGGAACUGGGGCUAAAAGAAGUACUGAGUGACCGCCCGCUGUUAUCUGACCUACUGUUUCUUCUUAUUCCACACUAAACUGCAAAGAGAAUUCAAGUUUACAUCGCUUUGCAAUUACUGUCCUUCACUUUCAAGGUAUUGGCUUCAGGGCACAGAAAAAAAAAAAUA